Messenger RNA from Aspergillus calidoustus, 927 nucleotides. The record is from the annotation of a GenBank genome assembly. NCBI's taxonomy places the organism in Eukaryota, Fungi, Ascomycota, Eurotiomycetes, Eurotiales, Aspergillaceae.
AUGCCCGAUACUCGGCUCAACCCGCCACCGACAAAUCCCCCGACGCCGGCCAAGUCCCAGCGCGUGCUGUCGUGUGUCCUCUGUCAGCAACGCAAGAUCAAGUGUGACCGUACAUUUCCUUGCGAAAACUGUCUCAGAGCAAAGGUCCAAUGCGUCCCAGCCAGCCAGCUUCCCCGCCACCGCAAACGCAGGUUCGCUGAGCGUGAGCUCCUUGAUCGACUGCGCCAGUAUGAGAGCCUUCUCCGCCAGAACGAUAUCAAGUUCGACUCGCUCCACGGGGGUUCGACUGCGGAAGGUGACAGCCGCCAAAGUGUUGAGACAGAGGCCGAGAUUGUGAAUGAGAACAGCCGAGAAUCGUUUGCUCCUUUCCCAACACCUCAGUUUUCACAGGGAGGAUAUCAGGCAAAGAGCUUCUGGAAAGCUAUGAAUGAGUCGCCCGAACCGGAAAGUGGAACUACUCCGGCUCCCCCUGAUAUGAAUGAGAGUGUCGUCAAGAAGACAUGGGACCAGGUCUUCGAGCCCAGCACCUCCUUAUUUGGAUCCCAAAAUACAUAUCUCGACCUUUCAGACCUGCAUCCAGAACCCUCACAGAUCUUCAGACUUUGGCAGAUAUACCUCGAUAACGUCGAUCCCCUGUUCAAGGUUACCCAUACGCCCACCCUUCAGAGUCGCAUCAUCGAAGCUAUUACGAACCUGAAAGACAUCAAGCCUGCCCUUGAGGCUCUCAUGUUUAGCGUAUACUGUAUGGCUACUUUAAGCGUCAUGUCAUAUGAAAGUGACGCCUUGGUCGGCCCGCCCAAGGACAAGACCCUGGCAAAGUACCAGGAUGCCUGUCGCCAGGCGCUCAUUCGCGCCCAGUUCCUGCGCUCCGAUGACCGGGACUCCUUAACCGCAUUAUAUCUUUACAUAGUGAGUUUAAUGCUCUAG